UCUAUUUUUCAGGAACAUAACCAAACGUCCAUAUUUAGAAAAUUUUGGGAGAAGUACGUGCUAACAAAACAAGAAACAUGCUUUCCGGUACUGGCCCUACCAUCUGGCCUGUAAAGCAUUUAAGCUUCUUGCCGGAUAUAAAUUACAUAUCCCAAAAGGAUGUGUUGUCUGUGUGUGUCACCAUUUGUUAUAGGAUAUUCGAUCUGCAGACACUCGUUUUUGCUUCGUGUUAGGCUUGAAUUGGUCGCAUAGAUGACUUUGAGUUGGAGCAAACUGUUAUGUGUUUCUAAUUUCCGAUGAUUAUUUUGGCGGAGAUUGAGCCACUAUCGAUGGCAGUUGAGAAUCUUGAGACUCCCUUAUACUUCCGUGAAACACCACGGUAGAGUCUUUCAAUGGCAACUGAAUCAAUGAAUGCCAUUAGUGUGAGAACUGAGAAAUCUGUUAAACAUUGGAAUCUGAACCUUCAUGCCAAAAUCCCACAAGAAGUUGGCCAACACAAGGAUUUGCAGCGAAAUCUUCUUUUGAAAGCUCCUCCACAAGAAGUCAGUUUGGCUGACAGUUACGCGGUAGAAGUGGAGCGGUUAGAGUGGCUCUCUUCUCAGACGAAACAGACUUGUGAUCUGUUGUCUGGAAGGAGCACGGAUUGGCAUACAGUAUGAGACAUCCUUUGCUGGGGAAACUUGUGAGAUGUAUCACUGUGUGCUAGAGAGCAAGUCAUUUCUUGAAAAGAUGACUGUUCUUGAGCACACUGUUCCUUUCUUUCUGCCAUUACGUGAAGCAGAAAAUGAUCUUCUCUCCUCAAAUGCAAUGAAAUUUAUUGAUCACGUGGGAGAUCUGUUGCAGGCUUAUGUUGAUAGAAGGGAGCAGGUUCGAAUUAUUAAGGAGAUAUAUGGGAACCAAAUUGGAGAGCUUUAUCAUAGUCUUCCUUACCACAUGAUUGAAUUUGUGCUAGAGGAUUUUGAUUGCAAGGUAACCGUCAGUCUUAGAUAUGCAGAACUCAUCUCUGUGCUUCCAACUAGAGUCAGUGUGCUGGCAUGGCCAAUGCACCAAACCAAGAAAUCCUUAACAAGUACAGCAACAACAAACAAGAAGGGAAACGGAGCAUCGGGAAGCCAGUCCAUUCCAGCACGUCUAUCUUAUGCUGAGGAUGCACUACGAACUAUGAGUUUACCAGAAGCAUAUGCAGAGAUAGUGUUGAAUCUGCCUCAAGCGCUUGAGCAAAUAUUUCCAGACAGGAACUCUCCUUAGUCAUUUUGAGGACUUGUACAAAGCAACAAUGGAGCUGGUGUUUGAUUAGUUAUGUUGUCUAGAAUAGUCUACUUGAUAACCUCCUUCCCGUGAAUAGUGGGUGUCUUUGUAAAGUGAUAGGGAACAAGAAGUUAGGUUAUUCGUAUUUGAUUUAGGAGGAUAUUUAUCUGCUGUAGCUUUAGUUGUUAUUCUAGGAUUUAUCUAUCUGUAGUUAACAUUUGAAAUAGCCUAUUUAAAGGACUCUUCAGAUUUGCUUUGAAUAGUUUAUGGUACGGAAUGGAUUUCUCUUUAA
Messenger RNA from Rhododendron vialii, 1540 nucleotides. RefSeq lists its product as uncharacterized. The record is from RefSeq and is a predicted model, not a curated record. The transcript has 7 exons. Bases 688 to 1248 code for a protein of 186 amino acids. Gene Ontology annotation, cellular component: Mis6-Sim4 complex; kinetochore. Lineage: Eukaryota; Viridiplantae; Streptophyta; Magnoliopsida; Ericales; Ericaceae.